Molecule: messenger RNA, 1234 nt
Organism: Hordeum vulgare subsp. vulgare (domesticated barley)
Lineage: Eukaryota; Viridiplantae; Streptophyta; Magnoliopsida; Poales; Poaceae
Product: dolichol-phosphate mannosyltransferase subunit 1-like
Exons: 6
Coding region: 208-834 (208 amino acids)
Biological process (GO): protein O-linked glycosylation via mannose; GPI anchor biosynthetic process
Cellular component (GO): endoplasmic reticulum membrane
Molecular function (GO): dolichyl-phosphate beta-D-mannosyltransferase activity
Source: RefSeq, a predicted model, not a curated record
GGCUGCUCAGCUGGGCUGUUUGGGCUGCUGGCCCGGUAGGCUGCUUCGCUAGCACGCUCUCCCUCUGCCGCCGGACCUCCUCUUGCCGCGCGGCGGUCCUCUCCUCUCGGCCCCAGCUCUCUCCCCCGUCCGCGAAAGCGACAAUCAGCUGCGGCGGCCCGAAUCCAGGGUGGGGCAGAUCUGCUGCGCUGCUCUGGUCGGUCGGCUAUGAAGAAUGGAGCGGAGGCGGGCGGCGGCAAGCCGGAGUACAGCAUCAUCGUGCCCACCUACAACGAGCGCCUCAUCGUCGCCCUCAUCGUCUACCUCAUCUUCAAGCACCUGCCUGAUUCCAAGUUCGAAAUUAUUAUUGUGGAUGAUGGAAGCCCUGAUGACACUCAAGACGUUGUAAAGCAAUUGCAGCAAUUAUAUGGUGAAGAUCGUGUUCUACUGCGAGCUAGACCAAGGAAGCUAGGACUUGGUACUGCAUAUAUGCAUGGACUAAAGCAUGCCUCAGGGGAGUUCGUUGUUAUAAUGGAUGCAGAUCUAUCUCAUCAUCCAAAAUAUUUGCCAAGCUUCAUCAGUAAAACCAGAGAGUUCGCAUGCAGACUACUGCCAACACUGAAUUGCACACUUCCACUUCAUAGAGUCGCUCCUGUCGGGAUCAAUCAAAGUCCUCAUGAGGCACACAACACAGACCAAAAGAUGCCACCAAGGUGGACGGGCACUCGUUCUGGCCACCGUGAAAAUCCAAUUCUCACCUUCUCAUACCUUCUCUUUUUCCUGGCUGCCAGUUUGUACAGGCCCAAGGUGCAGUUGCAAAGAGGGAUCCUCCAACCCAAUUGCUCUGCUGCAUAAGAUGCAAGGGUAGCACCACCGUCAUGGUGGCGCCUCCACUUGAUUGCUCACUUUCGCUCUCGCUCUGCCGCUGCAUCCCUUUCUUUCUUGGAUCAUCUAUCUAUAUGUGUUCUUGUAUGAUUUGUUUCUAGAUAGAUACAGAUUAUAAUUGUGUGGCAGUGAAGAGAAAAUGAAAGGCCAGUCUUACAGCUGCUUCCCAGACACGAAUAGAUCCUCUCGUUAUUGUCCUGGGGUGGUAGUAGCAUGAUGUGAUAUGAUUCGGCGAAAGGUUUUCUCUGAGCCAUUUCCCCCUAGUCUUUACAGAGACUCUCAUGGGCACGUACACUGCCCUACUGUAUGCUUUCAAAUAUUGUGUACAUUUACAACAUAAUUGUCUAUUUAAUCUGUUCUGUUUUGACUA